Molecule: messenger RNA, 3128 nt
Organism: Dendronephthya gigantea
Lineage: Eukaryota; Metazoa; Cnidaria; Anthozoa; Malacalcyonacea; Nephtheidae
Product: N-acetylated-alpha-linked acidic dipeptidase 2-like
Exons: 8
Coding region: 16-2184 (722 amino acids)
Molecular function (GO): carboxypeptidase activity
Source: RefSeq, a predicted model, not a curated record
CUUCCUGAAUGCAAAAUGGCGCAAUCCAAACUGAUUCUUGCUGUGAUUUUGACCACUGUGGUUCUGUUUGUCGGAGGAUUUUUACUCGGAUAUUUCAUAAAGCCAGAUAGCGAUGACGAGACAAAAUCAAAAACGACGGAGAAAUCUCGUUUUAAAUCUCACGAAAAGUUGUAUGAUUUGCUUGACGCCGACAAAAUACGGGAAUAUUUAAGAGAGUACACAGACAAGCCACACGUUGCGGGUUCCAAGAUUCAACUGGAAUAUGGUCGAAAAAUAGUCACUGAAUGGGACACAUUUGAAGGUUUUGACAAAGUCGAAACAUUCCCCUAUAAUGUUUUAUUAUCCUAUCUUGAAGACGGGGAAACAAAUGUUGUAACGGCGUUUGACUCUACUGGUGCUAAACUCCACGAAUUUAAAGGAAAGGAGAAGAUUUUAGAACCUGGUGAAAAUGAUACAGCGGUAAUCCCACCUAUCCUCGGUUACGCCAAGCCUGGCCGGGCGACUGGAAAACUAAUGUACGCCAACUACGGGAGAAAGGAAGAUUUUGAUCGCAUCUACAAUAUGACUACAAACUGUUUUGGGUAUAUUGUCAUCAUGAGAUAUGGAAAAAUAUAUCGUGGAAAUAAGAUCAACAUGGCAGCCGAGUGUGGAGCGGAAGGCGCAAUACUCUAUAAUGAUCCAGAAGAUUCCGCGCCCGAGGGGGAGAACAAAACCUACCCUAAAACAUGGUGGCUCCCCCCAUCCGGAGUACAAAGAGGUAACCUACGGACGGUCAAGGGUGAUCCACUCACUCCUGAUGUUCCUGCAAUAGAUGGGAUUCUACGCAUGGAAGUCGAAGAUGUAUUCAUGCCUGCUAUUCCUGCUACCCCUCUUCCCUAUGGUCAGGCCAAGAAAUUACUAAAGUUAAUGAAAGGCUUGAAAGCCCCGCCGUCUUGGAAAGGUGGAUUCGACUUCCCCUAUUACACCGGUAUUAAAGGCUCAACUCCAAAUGUGACAAUACAGGUGAAUGCCAAAUUACGUAGACGUAAUAUCACGAAUGUGGUUGGAACAAUUCUGGGCGAGGAAGAACCCGAUAAGUGGGUACUUCUAGGAGCACAUAGGGAUGCUUGGGCUUUUGGUGCUGUGGAUUCUUCUUGCGGGACCGCUGUAAUAAUGGAGAUUGCUCGUGGCCUGAACGAAUUGGUGAAAUCAGGUUGGCGGCCAAGACGUACAAUAAAGUUAUGCAGUUGGGGAGCUGAAGAACAAGGCUUGAUAGGUUCCAUUGAAUGGGUUGAACAACAGAGCAAGAUUGUUAGAGAGAGAGCUGUAGCAUACAUUAAUAUUGAUGCUGUUGUGAGAGGGAACUAUAGUUUUGCUGCAAGAGGAACACCAUUGUUUAAAGAAUUAAUGUUCGAAGAGACAAAAAAUGUGAAGGACCCAAGGGAUGAGUCAAAGAAAGAUGACUUGACGUUAUACCAAAGAUGGAAGAAGGACAGCAGCUUGCCGAAGUUUGGUCCCCUCGGAUCUGGAUCGGAUUUUGUUCCAUUUUACCAGUUUCUCGGUGUUCCUAGUGUGGCGUUCUAUUACUCAUUCAAAUCCCUAAGUGUUACGACAUACCCCGUAUACCACUCAAUACAUGAUACAUUUCAUUGGUUGGCAACGUUUGUCGAUCCCAAUUUCCUUAUCCACCUUUCCAUGUGCAAGCUGACAGCAAGACUACUACUGGGUAUGUCAGAUAAAAACAUUUUCCCUAUUGACGUCACACGUUAUAGCAAUGCGCUGCUGGAAUCCGUAAAAACACUACAUGACCAACAGGAUGCAAAAUUGAAAAGUAAAGGUAUUUCAAUCGCCAAUAUCGACAAGGCUAUUGAUGAGUUCAACAAAACAACCCAUGCGUUUGAAAAACGUAAAAAAUCCUUUAAAUCCACCGAUUUCUCUAAACUACGUGUUCUAAACAACCAAAUGGUGAAUUUAGAAAAAAUCUUCAUCAACCCAUACGGCUUGCCCGGGCGCCCAGACACAAGGAAUAUCGUCUUUGCACCUUCUGUGACCAAUAGUUAUGGAAGCUCCAGUUUUCCUGGAAUUUCUGACGAGCUUUCUAAGAAAAAAGUAAAUUGGUUGGAAGUCAAGAAGCAGAUUAAUAUUUUGUACAAGAGUAUCAAGGAAGCUAAUGAGUUCUUGCAACCAGUUUGGAAAGAGGAAUAAAGAUUUUUGUCUUAUUUCACCUUAGAAUCCAUGAUAUUUAGAUUGAAUAGAGACAACUGAUGUAACCGCUCGAACUGACUGCAUAAAAAUUUUACAUUGGACUUUAGUUUGCUUUGCUCAACAUAUAUUGGACAGCAGUUAAGUAGAGUUGCAUUCUUUCAUGAAAACAAUGCAUUUGAACACAUAAAAUCAUAAUUUUGAUAAAUUUCAAAAUUUCAGGCAAAUCGGCAACGGGGGAGCAUUGGAUCCUAAUUUUCGUCGAUUUUUGGAAAUUUCAAAAUUCGUUUCAAAAUACGUCGAAAUGCUUCAGAGUUAAGUAGAAUUGCAUUUCUUCAUGAAAACAAUGCAUUUGAACACAUAAAAUCAUAUUUUUAUAAACUUGAAAAAUUGACGCAAAUCAGCACGAAGAAAGAAUCCUGAUUUUCGUCGAUUUUUGGAAAUUUCAAAAAUCGGUUUAAAAUACGUCGAAAUGCUUCAGAGUUAAGUAGAAUUGCAUUCUUUCAUGAAAACAAUACGCUCAAACAAAUAAAAUCGUACCUUGAUGAAUUUGAACAUUUCAGAAAAAUCCGUACCGGGGGAACAAAGGAAAGACGUCAUACCAAAGAUAGCAGAAUCGGUGGAUCGGAUUUUGUUGAAUUUAUCUUUUAUCAUUUUUUUUGUUAAGAUAUAUUUCUAUCAAUAAAGAGAAAGGUAAUGUUAAUAAUAUGUAUGGAUGAAAGCACAAAUGUAUUGGGAAUAUCUACCGUGAAAUGGCGUGAAUGCAAGAAAUAGCCCGAUUUAAUGGAAGAAGAAGGAAUUAGUUUUUGUGUUUGUUUACUUUAAAAACUAUCAUACUACUAAUAGGGAUUCAGCGUACAUCAAACAGGUCAAGCAAAAAUUCCCAAAGCUUAGCUUGGUUAUAAUUCGCCAAAGCAAAGUAUCAAUGCAGAAUACUAUUAAUAUAU